Cynoglossus semilaevis (tongue sole) is the source of this 784-nucleotide messenger RNA. Its product is annotated as gamma-crystallin M2-like. The transcript is spliced from 3 exons. The record is from RefSeq and is a predicted model, not a curated record. Gene Ontology annotation, biological process: lens development in camera-type eye; visual perception. Lineage: Eukaryota; Metazoa; Chordata; Actinopteri; Pleuronectiformes; Cynoglossidae. The coding region runs from base 1 to 525 and encodes 174 amino acids. Gene Ontology annotation, molecular function: structural constituent of eye lens.
AUGGGGAAGAUUAUCUUCUACGAGGACCACAACUUCUCUGGACGUCGGCACACGUGCACGGAUGACUGUGCCGACCUGAGCGGCCUCAUCAGUCGCUGCAACUCCAUCAGCGUGGAGAGCGGCUGCUUCAUGAUCUACGAGAAACCGAACUUCUGUGGUAAUCAGUACUACCUGAGGAGAGGGCAGUAUCCAGACUUCCACCACUGGAUGGGCGUCAGUGACUCUGUCAGCUCCUGUUACCUUAUACCUGAAGACCCCGGCUCUUUCAAUAUCCGCCUGUACGAGCGAACCGAAUUCGGAGGCUUGAUGAUGGACCUGACGGACGACUGCCCCAGCGUCAUGGAGCGUUUCCACCUGAACAACAUCUUCUCCUGCCACGCCGUCAGCGGCAACUGGCUCUUUUACGAGCAUCCGCAUUACAGGGGCAGGAUGCACCUGAUCAGGCCCGGGGAGUACAAGAGGUUCACGGAGUGGGGGGGCAGGAGCGCCAGGGUGAGCUCCGUUAGACGCAUCGCUGACUACUGAGCUUUUGGAGGAUGGUUCCAGAACUUCCGGAAGUUUUAAAUUGUUACUAGAGAUGUCUUAAUUAAUUUGCAGAUUAAUGAGAUUUUUACAUUUUUAAAUAUUUUUUACAUACCUAGAUUGCUUAAGACCUGAUUAGCAUUGUUGAGAACGAGGGUUUAAUUUUGAAAGAAACUCUGAAUCCACCAACUAUAUGUAACAAAAUUUGUACUUUUACAUUGGUAUAUUUUCGGACAAUCAUUUAGAUUAGUCACGAAUAAAA